Peniophora sp. CBMAI 1063 is the source of this 1269-nucleotide messenger RNA. The record is from the annotation of a GenBank genome assembly. Lineage: Eukaryota; Fungi; Basidiomycota; Agaricomycetes; Russulales; Peniophoraceae.
AUGGCCGCCGUGGACCCAACAUAUCCUCUCUAUCCCAUCGCCUGCAUCGUGUCUUCCGCGAUGUUGUUGCUUGUUCUCUUGACCAACUUCGUCCGGCAAGGCUGGAAUCUCGGUGUCACCUUCCUGUGCUUCUGGCUUUGCGUUGAGAACCUUAGCAACGGGAUCGAUGCCGUGAUCUGGUCCGACAACGCCGACAUCAAGCUCUUUGUGUACUGUGAUAUUGUCUCGCGCAUGCAAUUGAUCACAUACGUCGUCAAACCUAUGGCGACAUUGAUCAUAACUCGUCGGCUAUACUUGAUCGUCAGCUCACCAGCAAUAGAUCUGUCAAACAAAGCAGCGAGACGCAAGAAUCUUGCGAUCGAAUGGACACUGGGUUUUGUAAUCCCUGUCCUAGUGGCAGGACCCAUCUACUACACUGUCCAGGUAGCCCGAUUCGAGGUGAACGAGGGCUUUGGCUGUGGUAAUGUCCUAGACGGAUCGAUUCUCAACAUCAUACUCCUCAAGCCUCUGAGUGUGAUACCUCCUUUGAUUUCUUUGCUCAUAUACUAUCCCAGAGUCGCGAUAGUGUUCUAUCACCAGAGGCGAGACAUGAAUAGUUUCAUUCAAAGCGCCAACUCCGUAGCACACACGAACUACUUCCGGAUCCUCGUACUCUCAAGCAUCGACAUCCUUCUCACCUUGCCCAUCGGCAUCAUCGCGGUCACCCUCUACAUCACGAACUCCCUCACCAAUCACCCCCCACCCUUCUAUGGUGGAUGGACUGCCGAUCAUAGCCAUUGGGAGCCGAUGGUCAUCACAUACGCGGAGACUGUGGCCGGCGGGCCUUCCAGUGUAGCCCAGUUCUACUUCUCCCAGUGGGCAUCGACCAUACUCGCCUUUGCUAUCUUUGGUCUCUUUGGCUUCACCAAUGAAGCCCGUGCGACUUAUUGGAGAGGUAUCUGCACUGUGGCUGGGUGGGUGGGCUGCAGACCAGCCAUGCGUGCACGCCGAGCACGUACAUCCCUCGCAGACAUGGAGUUCGGGUAUCAAACCCAGCAGACCUCAUUCAACGACGGUGUCAAAACGAAGACGAGCAUUGUCAGCCACGAUGUGAAUAUCCAAGGCGAAUCUUCAGCGAGCGGUGGCGAACGUUCAACUGCUGAGCUGGAGAGCACUCUGGACUUCAAGACAGUGCAGACACACGACUCAAGCUCGCACGACAUCAUUGCCACAGUAUCGCGACAUGGGUCCGGUAGCUCGGAAGUCGUCGAUAACGCGCAUGCGGUGUAA